Molecule: messenger RNA, 1281 nt
Organism: Tachyglossus aculeatus (Australian echidna)
Lineage: Eukaryota; Metazoa; Chordata; Mammalia; Monotremata; Tachyglossidae
Gene: IMMP2L
Product: inner mitochondrial membrane peptidase subunit 2
Exons: 6
Coding region: 202-729 (175 amino acids)
Biological process (GO): mitochondrial respiratory chain complex assembly
Cellular component (GO): membrane; mitochondrial inner membrane peptidase complex
Molecular function (GO): serine-type endopeptidase activity
Source: RefSeq, a predicted model, not a curated record
CACUUCCUACUUUUCCAGCAUCUUAUCUCUUCAUUUGGAAACCUGGUAGACCACCUGGAAAAUCUUUUGCUUUAGAAAAGGCCUCUAAAUAGCUGGCCCACCCCUGACUGCAAAGGGGUCUUGUCUGCCAGUGUGGACACCACCAAGGAGCAGGAGGGAUCCUGAAUUUUCACUCUGGCCGUCUGGACCAGCUCUCCAGAUAUGGCCCAGGCUCAAGGCUUCGGAAGAAGGUCCGCCAAGGCCUUCCUGAAAGGUUUCUUCGUAGCCGUGCCGGUGACUGUGACGUUCCUGGAUCGAGUGGCCUGUGUGGCGAGAGUGGAGGGAACAUCGAUGCAGCCUUCCCUGAAUCCUGGGGGAAGCCAUUCAUCUGAUGUGGUGCUUCUGAACCACUGGAAAAUUCGGAAUUACGAAGUUCAGCGUGGUGACAUAGUGUCAUUGGUGUCUCCUAAAAACCCAGAGCAGAAGAUCAUUAAGCGAGUGAUUGCUCUCGAAGGUGACAUUAUCAAAACCAUGGGACACAAAAACCGGUUUGUGAAAGUCCCACGCGGCCACAUCUGGGUGGAAGGAGACCACCACGGACACAGCUUUGACAGUAACACCUUUGGGCCGGUUUCGCUGGGGCUCCUCCAUGCUCAGGCCACUCAUAUUCUCUGGCCCCCGGAGCGCUGGCAGAAGCUAUAUCCCAUUCUUCCUCCGGAGCGUGUGCCCAUUCACAGUCAGAAGGAUUAAUAUGAGGCCCUGGCGGCACCGGUGCUGGAAUGACAUCCACAUUCCCAGAGGGGUCAGAAGGAAUGGAAGCGCCUGAAUUCUGAACAAGACAACGCUGCCCAAGAAUAUACACAGGACACUGUACGACUUCGCCUGAAGAAGAAAGAUGUUCUUGAAGAUCACCCCGGACGGGAUAGCGUGUGAAUUUGAUUAAAUUAAGAUUCGACUAUUAUCCAAUACCAGGAAAAUUACAGAGCUAAAGCUGUAACUAUUCCAUUUCUCGAUGUAAAAAGCAGAACUGAAUACCUGUGUCGAUGAUUUGGUUUUCUCAAUUUGUUGGUCCCUUUAGUGUAUUUUGAUUUGCUAUCUGAGGGCUAAUACAUCCUGGAAGCAAAAAAUUUGUUGAAAGUUAGUAUAGUAGUCAUCAUUCCCUGCUCAGCUUGAAUUCAAGGAAACAUUUACUCGGGAUUGAGUGUUGUGAAUUGUCGUCUCUGGAAAAGUAUCAUUCAGUUAUUGGAUAGAGAACUGUACUGUGUCACAUUAAAAUAAAAUUUAAAAUGGUUGUUUCAUUCA